Messenger RNA from Knipowitschia caucasica, 3339 nucleotides. NCBI's taxonomy places the organism in Eukaryota, Metazoa, Chordata, Actinopteri, Gobiiformes, Gobiidae. The record is from the annotation of a GenBank genome assembly.
AUGCGCUACCGCUCCCAGAGAAAGAAGAACCAAAAACUCCAACACCCAGAACAGAGGUCUGCAGGCUCAGUGAUGCCCUCCCCCAGUUCCGUGGGCUCCGCGGCUCCAGAGGACUCUCACAGUCUCUGGAUGACAUGCAGAGCGGGGGUCAUCCUCCGGCCGGGCCCAGACCCUGCUCCUGGGGAUGCUCCGCCUCCACCUGCCUCCACGGCCUGCUCCCCGAGGCCCGAUGACUCCUUCUUGGGUCACUUUGCUCCUCUGCAGGCCUCGGCGGACAGCAGUUGUGUGGCCCUGGAACCUCUGAGUGACAUGGAGCUAAACGAGGACGCUGCAGUUGAGUGUCUGGACGAGCCCCCUGGAGCCGCUCUGGUCAUGAAGCUGGAACAGCUGAGGCAGUGGCAGCAGCAGAUGCAGCAGCAGCUCCGGUCGCAGCAGAUGCAGGAGAUUCUCCAGCUGCAGCAGGAGCAGCACAGACUGUUGGCCCUGGUGAACCACACAGAUGAUGUGGAGGAGCUGUCGGGAGCAGCGUGGGAGGAGAGCACGCUGCAUAGCACGUCUCUGUGUCAUCAACAAGAGGAGAACAAGGGCCCCCAGAGGACUGAUCCUCCGCCAGUCCAAAGCGUUCCCCAGAUGAACAUAGAAGGUGAAGUCAGCUCCCCAGAGGAAGAGCAGCCACAGGACCAGAGAUGGCAGGAGCGUGGAGAGGGCAGCACCCAUGAGGAGACCGCUGCCACAGACAGACCCAUCAGGCCUGGAGCUGGGAGUCCCAGGACGUUUGAGGAGAUUCUGGAGGAGCAGCUGAGACGAGAGGAAACCCGACUAGAGCCUCAGACUGAUCCUGCAGAUGUCCCCGGGGCCCGUCCUAAAAGAGCCUUUCUGAGGAGGGGCCAGGGUCUGCUAAGAUUCAGUGGGAGGACAGCACAAGUGAAGAACAGCAGAAGCGCCGCCCUCGGCAGACCUGAGCCUCUGGUACACAGGAAAACAGCCAUUGUCUCCCAGGGGCCCCGCGCCCGAGGCCCCAGCUCAUCCCUGCGUCAGGAGUCCAGCGCACCGCACUCAAAGAACUACUUUCCUCAGCAGGGGCCUCCUUCACAGAGGCUGUCCGAGCCUGCAGUCAGAGAGCCUGCAGUCAGAGAGCCUGCAGUCAGAGAGCCUGCAGUCAGAGAGCCUGCAGUCAGAGAGCCUGCAGUCAGAGAGCCUGCACUCAGAGAGCCUGCACUCAGAGAGCCUGCACUCAGAGAGCCUGCACUCAGAGGCCCUGUAGGGGGCCCCAGCAGAAGCCGGCCUGAGGGCCUUCAUCCCCUGGGAGAAGCAGGACACUGUGGAGAGAGCUCCUUUAGGGAGAGUGUGGAGCUGGGGGAGUUUGAGCUGCUGGAGCAGGCCGCAGAGGAGCUGUCCUUCUCCUCCAACUCCUCCUUUGUCCUCAAGGUUUUGCAGAUGGACCGACAGAAGAGGCUCCCAGCCCAGGAGCUCCACCAGCGCCGCCUCUCCUCCACCCCCGUCAAGAGCCCCCCUCGCCCCCCUGCUGAGGGGGGGCCACAGGGGGACUUAGAACCUGCAGCCGGACAAGUGCCCUGGCUCCCCUCUGUCUACACCUUCCCUUGUGAGACUGAGCCUCCCUACGACAAGCACACUUACGAGGACCACUCCCUGACCCCCAGUGAAGCUGCAGACUCUGACUGUGAGGAGCCCACUCUGACUGAGGGCCUACACCAGGGGCCACACCAGAAGCAGUCAUGCAGAGUGCUGUUUGACGACCACGACACCUGGAGUCAGCUAUCUCAGGAGCACAGUCUGAGCCAAGACAGCACAGUCGUGCUUGUUUCCACAGAGGAGCCGGCCUCUCCACCAGAGGCCUCUCCACCAGAGCGUGUUGUCAGCAGAAAGGUGGCAGUGUCCAGAGCAGUGGAGCAGGACCCUCCCCCCUCUCAGCUAAUGAGCAGACUGUUCCCUGCACUCAAGGGCCCCUCCCACAAUGCACCUGUGAGCACCCCACCCACUGCUGCGCAUCCCAGAACAGACGCCCAGCCGGCCCAGUCCCAGCUGCUGAGGGAGCGGCUGGCGGAGCUGGAGGUGGAGAUCGCACGCUUCAAAAAGGAGAAUGCUGCCCUCUCCAAACUGUGCCAGGAGAACCAGCAGGAGCAGGAGGAGCUGAGGAGGGAGCGCGCUCAGUUUAAGCAGCUCCAGGCCCAAGAGAGCAGCCGCUUUGAGGAGUACAGACAGGAGGAGAUCCGAAAGCUGCAGAAGGAGCGCAGACUGUUCCAGAAGCACAUGUCCGCAGCCAGAACUGUGCCCAACAAGAGCGAGCGCCAGGAGAUCCAGGCUCUGAAGCAGCAGCUCAGCUCCCUCCAGGACGAGCUGAGGAGGAAGGAGAGCCGCUGGGCCAAUACUCACAGCAGGCUGCGCCUCCAGCUGGAAGCUCUGGGUCAGGACAACGCUGCUCUGCGAGAGGAGGUUAAAACUCUGGAGAAACUACGCAUCACGUCCUGGAAGAAAAACUCCUCAGACUCAGAGAAAAGCUCUGCUGCCAAAGGAGUCAAGUUUGCUACUCCUCUGGACUCCAAGAACAGCCCUCCUGCACUGGCCAGCAGGGGGAGCCGCAGGGCCUCUGCUCCUGGGGCCACCAUCAGGAAUAAAGCAGUGAAGAGCAGUCUGAGGAGGCCAUCGCUCUUAGCACAAGCACUGGAGGAGGUCAGCUCUAACCCCAGCCCUGACCCCGCCCAGACGGGCUCCUCCAGUGACUCCUGCUCAGAGGACAGUGACAGCCGGCUGCAGGAGGAGGCCCCAGUGCCUGAUGGGAAGCCGGAGCAGGUGCUGGACAGUGGUGCGCGCCUCUUUAUCUUCCCCAACGGCACCAGGAAGGAACUGUCACCAGACGGACAGACUCUCAGAGUCACAUUCUUUAACGGAGACACAAAAGAAGUCACAGCUGACCAGAGAGUGAUCUACUACUACGCCGAGGCCCAGACCACCCACAUCACCUACCCUGACGGCAUGGAGGUCCUGACCUUCCCAAACAACCAGAGCGAGAAACAUUUUCCGGAUGGACGCAAAGAGAUCACCUUCCCCGACCAGACUGUGAAGACCCUGUAUCCAAACGGACGAGAGGAGAGCGUUCUGACCGACGGCACCAUCGUCCAGCUCCAUCCAGACGGCAGGAAGGAGAUCCUCUUCAUCACGGGGCAGAGGGAGGUGCACACCGCAGAGUACAAACGCAGAGAGUAUCCAGACGGAACCGUGAAGACUGUGUUCAGUGACGGACGACAGGAGACCCGCUACCCCACAGGACGGGUCCGCAUCAAAGACCAGGAUGGGACCCUGCUCCUGGACACGCCCUAG